AUGAAUGUGGACAAGUAGAUCGGUGUCACUCGCGUCAAACGGUUCCACAAACCCUGGACGGCUAAGCAACACCCGCUAAGCUCGACAACGACCAACUCUAUGACCAACAAGGCAAGCAAACGAAGCCCGGGGAGUCUGGGGAAGAACAUAUAAGGACACUGGUAGCCCUUCGAAAUCUGGCAAGAAACACCCUACACAAAUAUGCACGGAACACUUCAGCUUGCUACCCUCCUCACCGGAGUGGCGGCCUUCCCUCACAUGGCUCUCAAGAUGAUGACUGAGAAUGCACUCAGCGCCGAAGAUCUCGCAAAGCGAUCGGUCGACGCUGCUGCCCUUGGUCUUGACAAGCGUCAGUCCUUCACUGGUGUCCCAACCACCACCUUCGACGCCAAGAGCCAAUUCGUCAGCAACAGUGGCAUUCACGCAUUCCGGGCUCCUCGCAACCUUGGACAGCCCGGUGGUGACAUUCGUGGUCCUUGCCCGGGCCUCAAUGCUGCUGCAAACCACGGUUACAUCUCCCGUGACGGUGUCACCAACCUUCAGGAGGCCAUUGACGGUACCAACGCUGUGUUCAACAUGGGCCGUGAUCUCGGAGGAUUCCUUUCUAUCUACUCGGUCCUUUCUGACGGCGACCCAUUGACUCAGAAGUGGUCUAUCGGUGGAGCACCUCCUGCCGGACUCGGCGGUCUUCUGGGUGUCAAGCCUCAGGGACUUACUGGCUCGCACAAUAAAUACGAGACCGACAGCUCACCUAUGCGUGGUGACUUGUACCAGUUCAAUGGUGACAAUUUCCGUCUGCAAAUGUCGCAGUUCAAGGAGUUUUACAACACCAAGGCUGGCCAGACCAACCCCACCUACAGCUUCGAGGACAUUGCAGCGUUCCGCAAGGUUCGAUUCCAAGAGUCCAUUGACAAGAACCCCUACUUCUACUACGGCGCCUUUACUGGUAUUGCCGUCUCGCAGGCUGCUUUCACCUUCAUCCCAGCCUUCAUGUCCAACCACUCAGCUGAGUACCCCAACGGUUUCCUCUCUCGUGAAGUGCUGCAGUCCUUCAUGUCUGUUGUUGGAUCUCCCGACAACAAUGGCGCCAACCUUCAGUACGUCGAGGGUAACGAGCGUAUCCCAGACAACUGGUACAAGCGAUCGGGUCUCAUUCCUUACAGUAUUCCUCUCUUUAUCCUUGACAUUCUGCGUGUCGGACAGGUGGAGCCUCGCGUCCUCAGCGUUGGUGGCAAUCUCGGCAAGGUCAACACAUACACUGGUGUCAACCGUGCUGACCCUGCUGGCGGUCUUGCCAACGCCGGUGACCUUCUCCAAGGCAAUGACCUCUCAUGCUUCAUCUACCAGACCCUCCAGCUGGCUCUUCUCGACGCUGCCAAGGGUGUUACUGGCCCAGUCAUCAGCACUCUCAACUCGUUGCUCGGCGACUCGCUCAAGCUUCCUGUUGGAUGCCCACAGAUUCAGCAGUACGACCCUUCAAUCACGGCUCAGUUCCCUGGAGCUAGCCUUUAGGCAAGUAUCGUAGUAUCGCAUCAUAGCACUGUAAAAGCAAUCUUCAUGACUA
Molecule: messenger RNA, 1564 nt
Organism: Protomyces lactucae-debilis
Lineage: Eukaryota; Fungi; Ascomycota; Taphrinomycetes; Taphrinales; Protomycetaceae
Exons: 1
Coding region: 202-1512 (436 amino acids)
Molecular function (GO): peroxidase activity
Source: RefSeq, a predicted model, not a curated record